UCUUAACCAAAGACAGGCCUAACCAAACCUUCAUCUUCUUUCAGAGAGAUAGAGGCGGUGAGUUUAGUUUCCUGAAAAAAAAAGAAAAGAAAAGGAGAUUCAGUAUAAAUGGUGGAUUUCGACGUUUUAAACCCUAGAUUUUAUUUAUCUCUCUUCGUUUACAUCUAAAAAAAUCAGUUUCUAUAGGUUUUUUUUUCUUCAGUUUCUGAUUCUAUCAACACACUGGGGAGAUCCAGUAACUGGAGUUGUACUGAUUGGAUUCUUUACUUUUCUGGAAUGGAGAUUGAUUCUUCUUAUCCUUCUACGGGUCUUGCUGGUCUCAGCCCUCGAGAUCGAAUUCUACUGAAAUUGAGUAGAAUUGGAGUACCAGAGGACAUAAUUGAACAAGGCGAACAAGGUUUGGUUGCUUAUUUGAAAGAAAACAAAUCUAAAUUGAAUGAUGUUGUGUUAUAUGGUGUGUUACCUAGUGAUGAGGAAGUCAUUGAGACGAUAGCGGUAUCCAAAAUUGAAAACGGAGAAGGUGAUGUGGUUAUGAAGAAAGGUCCUAAGUUGAAAGAACUAUUUAAAGAAUGUAUUCUUUGGUUAAGAUGGUUAAUGUUUGAAGACGAACCAGGGAAAUGUUUAGAGAAUUUGGGGAAAUUGAGUGUAGGUCAACGUGGGGUAUGCGGAGCUGUUUGGGGGCUUAAUGACAUUGCGUAUCGAUGCAAGACAUGUGAGAAUGAUCCGACUUGUGCGAUAUGUGUGACUUGUUUUCAAAAUGGGAAUCAUAAGGAUCAUGAUUAUAGUCUUAUGUAUACUGGUGGUGGGUGUUGUGAUUGUGGGGAUGAAACUGCAUGGAAGCAAAAUGGUUUUUGUUCGAAACAUAAAGGAGCUGAACAGAUACAACCUCUUCCUGAGGAGAUUGCAUGUACUGUUGGACCUGUGCUUGACGUGCUUCUUGGUUAUUGGGAAGAAAAGCUGUUAACUGCGCAAGCGGCAUAUCUUAGUAAAACGUUGAAGGGUGGUGAACAUGUGAAAGUUGAGCACAGUUUAACAUCCACUGUUGUGGAAAUGCUUCUUGAGUUUUGCAAGCACAGUGAGAGUCUUCUUAGUUUUAUCUCUAGAAGGAUCUUUUCAUCUGUUCCUUUGUUGGAUGUCUUGGUAAGGGCGGAGAGGUUUUUGAACAAGGGAGUAACGACAAAGCUACAUGAAUUGUUGUUGAAAUUAUUGGGAGAUCCUGUUUUCAAGUAUGAGUUCGCAAAAGUUUUUAUAAUGUACUAUCCUGAUACUAUAAAAGAGUCUAUCAAAGAGGGUAGCGAUUCUGUAUUGGAAAAGUAUAAGUUGGUUGCUACUUUUUCUGUGCAAAUUUUUACAGUGCCAACUUUGACACCUCGGCUAGUGAGAGAGAUGAAUCUUCUAGGCAUACUUUUUGGAUGCUUAGAAGACAUGUUUUCUUCUUGUGCUGGACAAGAAGGGCAUAUUCAGGUUAGUAAAUGGGCUAGUUCGUAUGAAACCACUGUUCGUCUAGUGGAAGAUACACGUUUCGUUUUGAACCAUACUGAUGUUGCCAAGUAUGUAACUCACGAGCAGCCCGAUAUCUCCAAAACUUGGAUGCGACUUUUGGCUUUUGUGCAAGGUAUGAAUCCCCAGAAGAGAGUAACAGGUCUUCAUGUGGAGGAAGAAAAUGAGAGUAUGCACAUUCCUUUCGUUCUAGGUCACUCAAUUGCGAAUAUUCAUUCUCUCCUAGUGAAUGGAGCAUUUUCAGUCAAUGAAAUGAACGGAAAUACUAGCAACUUACAAGAUAUGGAUGAGGAUGAUGGGGAUAGUCUCCUAAGACAUGCUAAAGUAGGAAGACUUUCCCAGCAAAGUUCUGUAUGUAGUACAUCAGGAAGAAGUGCAACGAUGGAUGCCACUUCACAGGGGGGCGAAGAAUGUUUUAAUAAUGGAAAUGGUGUAUCAGUUCCUUCUACUGUGACUUGGUUAACAUGUGAGUGUCUUCAAGCUAUUGAGAACUGGUUGGGAUUUAAUGCUUUACAAAUGGAAUCCCAUAGUUCUUUGUCUCAAGAUAUUAGUAGAGGAGCUGUUGCUAAUUUCUUAUCUUUGAAGAAAACAUUCUCUAGGAUAGCAAAGCCCAAAAGUAUCUCAAAGGUAAGCCGUUCAUCUUCAGCCAGAGGCAGAUUUGGCACUUCAAGUGAAAAUCUUGGCAGGCAUAAUUUUCUGUCCUCUUCGGGUUACAUUUCUGAUAAACGUGGCUAUAGCUUGGUGGGUACAAAAGAGACAGAUAUUUCUGCCCGAUCAAGUAGCUCUGGGCUGUCUAAUGAAGAUACCAUGGAAGCCGAAUGUUCAGGGUCAGACUCACUGGGAUUAUUGAGUUCGUCUGAUUGGCCAAAUAUAGCUUAUGAUGUUAGCUCACAAGAUAUUUCUGUUCAUAUUCCUCUGCAUCGAUUACUUUCAUUGCUCUUGCUGAAAGCGCUGAAAAAAAGUUAUGGAGAGACUGGAGGAUCAGAAUUUAGUAGCCCUAAUUCGGCUCGUCUUUUAUCAUCUGGACACGACCAGGACUUUUUUGGGCAGAUGCUACUUGGGUGGCAUCCAGUUGGAUUUUCUGCUUUCGUCAUGGAACAUCCUCUACGAAUAAAGGUAUUUUGCGCUCAGGUACGUGCUGGCAUGUGGCGGAAGAAUGGUGAUGUAGCUAUGUUUAGUUGCGAGUGGUAUCGAUCAGUCCGUUGGUCUGAACAAGGCUUAGAGCUAGAUAUAUUCUUGUUGCAAUGUUGUGCUGCAUUAGCACCACCGGACCUAUUUGUUAAAAGAAUUCUGGAGCGGUUUGGCUUAUCAAGCUACUUGUCUCUGAACCCUCAACAGUCAAAUGAGCAUGAGGCAGUCCUGGUGCAGGAAAUGCUUACUCUCAUAAUACAAAUAGUCAAAGAACGGCGUUUCUGUGGACUAUCAACAGCUGAAAGUUUGCGGAGGGAGUUGGUUUACAAGCUGGCAAUUGGAGAUGCUACUCGGAGUCAGCUUGUGAAAUCUCUUCCUCAGGAUCUUUCUAAAAAUGGUCAGCUUCAAACGAUUUUGGAUUCUGUAGCAGAUUAUUCCAAUCCCUCGGGGAUGAAGCAGGGUAAAUAUUCACUGCGUAAGUCAUGUUGGGAAGAACUUGAUUUGUAUCACCCACGGUGGAAUUCCAGGGAUUUACAAGUAGCCGAAGAAAGAUACAUGCGUUUCUGUAAGGUUUCUGCUUUGGCUGGUCAGUUACCUCGUUGGACGAAGGUCUUUUACCCUCUGAAUGGAAUUUCGAGAAUAGCUACUUCCAGAGCCUUGUUGGAAAUUAUCCGUGCAGUAUUGUAUUAUGCUUUAUUAAAGGAUAAACAGUCACAUGCGCGAGCUCCUGAUGUAGUUGUCCUUAUAGCUCUGCAUCUACUAUCGUUAGGUUUAGACAUCUGUUACGUGCAAAGGCAAAGCAGUGGCCAGGAAGAAGUUCCUCUUCCUUUGUUAGCUUUGGCGAGUGAAGAGAUUUCAGGUGGACCUUCUGUUGGUUCUGAUGCAGUGAAGCAAAAAACUUUGUUGUCUCUUCUAGUUUCGACGAUGAGAAUGUAUAAAAAUAUAACAUUUGAAGCAGGGCAGUGUGAUCUUUCUGCUUUGAUUGCAAAUAUAUUGAAAAAAUUCGCCGAUCUUAGUGUUUGCUGUGCGAUUGAAUUACAAAUAUUGGCACCAGAAGUGGUUCCUCAUAUGAUGUUGGAUCCUUCUCCAAAUAGUGAUUUUAGUAGCUCGAGCUCUGACGCUGAGGAGCGUAAAUUGAAAGCUAGAGCCAGACAAGCUGCUAUAAUGGAAAAGAUGAAAGCUGCUCAGUCCAAGUUUAUGGAAAGCCUUACACCCGAAGAAAAUGUUGAGGCCGAAGUUUGCAGUCAUUUCUCAGAGGAAUCAACACCAAUUGUUUGUUGCCUUUGUCGGGAUCCUGAUUCGAGAAGUCCCCUAUCUUUCCUAGUUUAUCUCCAGAAAUCCCGGCUUGCAAGUUUUGUGGAGAGAGUACCUCCGAUGUGGGGAAAAACAGACAAGAAUUGUCUUUCGGCCACGAUUGGUGAAAUCGCCGAACUACGUAAGCAUCAGCAAUCCGGUUUGGGGGCAACUUUGGCUUCCAAUAUAGAACAGUUGGUUCAGAAUGCGAUUAGCGAGUUCAGUCAUGAUGGGCUUCCUAUUGAAGUUGAAGGAAUGGUGGGAUUUAUCAAGGCACAACUCGAUUGUACUACCAAUGUCCAACGGCCAAGUACGUCAUAUGGUGCAAGCAUGGAUACCUUACCUUCUUCCAUUGAGAUGAUGGAGGUUGAUAUCUACCAGUCCGUUGUCAAAGAACUGCAGAAUGCUACAGAUGCUAAUCAGAAAUUUCUAACUGAACAUGAUAAAGAGGAUUUAACAGAAAACAGACAUGCACAAUGCACUCUCCUUGGGAAGUAUAUGGCCUCUCUUUCAAGACAGAAGUCAGAGAAAUCUCUAGCUUCCAAGAAUUCUCGUAGUGAUAAUGCAUUGUCAAAAAUCUCUGGGGGCCUUCCAGCAUAUGAUGGAUUUGGUCCAACAGACAGUGACGGGAUCCAUAUCUCUUCCUGUGGCCAUGCAGUGCAUCAUGAGUGUCGUAGCCGUUAUUUAUCAUCUUUAAGGGAAAGAUAUAUAAGGCGGAUGAUUUUUGAAGGAGGGUCUGUGGUUGAUCCAGAUCAGGGAGAAUUCCUGUGUCCUCUAUGCCGCAGACUUGCAAAUUCUGUGUUGCCUGCAGUUUCUAAUAAUUUUAGUAAUUUGAGAAAAGAGAUUUCAUCCACAAGCUCUGGUGCAGGACCAAUUAUAGGCUCUUUAAACUCAUCAGGAACUAAUGCUUUUCGCCUUUCCCUAUCCCUGACCCUCCUCCAAAGUACUAGCAAAACUAUUGGGGAGAGUAGAAUGCAUGUGAGCAGUUUGGAUCCAAACAGAAAAAUGCAACCGACUCUAGAUCCGAUCCUCAAUAUUCUUUGUAGAAUGUAUUAUCCCGACAAAGACAAACACGAGAAGUUCUUGGCAUCUGGGAGAGUGAGCCACUCUAUGGUUCUGUGGGACACCCUCAAGUACUCCCUCAUCUCAACAGAAAUCGCCGCUCGUGGUGUUAGAUCUGAUAUGUGCAGUGGAAGUAGAACAUCUACGUCUGGUCUUGAAGUGUUAUAUGGGGAACUAGAAUCUUCUUCGGGAUUUAUUUUGUCUCUGUUGCUUCAAGUUGUUCUAAACACUAGAAAUGAGAAUUUGCUUCAGGUGCUUCUUAGGUAUAGGGCUAUUAAUCUUUUUGCAGCCUCUAUCUGCUCUGGUGUUUCUUUGGAUAAUGAAAUUUCUCCCGCAGCAGUUAGUGGAAUAGGUGAUAUCUCAUCUGUCCUCAAACAUGUGGACAAAGGAGCUGUCUAUCCUGACACUCAGUUUUGGGGAAGAGCUGCAGAUCCUGUCCUUUCUCGUGAUCCUUUCUCAUCUUUGAUGUGGAUUCUCUUUUCUCUUCCAUCCCCAUUUCUGUCAUCCGAGGAUUGUUUCUUAUCUCUAGUUCAUCUCUUCUAUGCUGUCUCUGUAAUUCAGGUAUUGGUUACAUGCAUAGGAAAACAUCAAACCGUUACUGCGGAAUUAGGGCUUAGUGACUGCCUGAUCAGCGACUUAUGCAAGAAUGUAGAAGGAACUUCUGCCAAAUAUUAUUUUGUUUCUAAUUACAUGGAUGAAGCUUCUUGCCAGCCUAAAGAUAUUGUUCGCAGAAUGAGUUAUCCUUACUUGCGAAGAUGUGCUUUACUCUGGAAGUUGUUGAAAUCUUCUACACCAGAACCCUUUAGUGACAGAUCACAUGAGAGGAAUUGGGUAUCAUCAAAUUUGAACGACAGUGCAUUGGUCUCCUCGCUAAAUGACCUUCCUAUCGAGCUCAAGGAAGUUGAAGAACUUGAACAGAUGUUUCAAAUCCCUGACCUGGAUGUUGUUUUUAAAGACAAAAUAUUACGCACAUUAGGUUUGAAAUGGUUCAACCAUUUCUCUAGGGAGUUCGGCUCUCGCAAUUAUGGCCGUGUUUUCCACUCUACUCCCGCUGUGCCAUUUAGGUUGAUGCGCUUGCCUCUCAUAUACCAGGAUCUCCUCGAGAAGUAUAUUAAGCAAAAGUGCCCCGAGUGUGAAGCUGCUCAAGAUGAUCCCGCACUAUGCUUGCUGUGUGGUAGGAUCUGUUCCCCCUCUUGGAAGCCGUGCUGCAGGGAAAGUGGCUGCCAAUCUCAUGCAAUGGCAUGUGGUGCUGGAAUUGGAGUCUAUCUUUUGAUCAGGAGAACCACCAUCUUGCUGCAAAGAUCUGCACGUCAGGCACCUUGGCCUUCUCCUUACUUAGAUGCAUUUGGUGAAGAGGAUAUAGAAAUGCGUCGGGGAAAACCAUUGUUCUUGAAUGAGGAACGCUAUGCAACUUUGACCAAUAUGGUGGCUUCUCAUGGACUUGAUCGGAGUUCAGAUGUGCUACGUCAAACAACCAUUGAUGGUCUCUUCAUGAUGUAAACAAGUUGUCCAAAAGUAUAUCAAUUUUUAUGGAGUUGGCAGUCGAUAUUUUACUACACCAACGUGAUUAGAAGGAGAUGGAGACAACCUCAGAUUCAAAGUAAAUUUUGUUCAUACUUAGAAAUGGCCAGAGACGGCAGAUAUGAUGCAGUUGGGAAUUGGUACCAGUAUUUAGUUGCUGUGACUUUCAUUCAGGUUGUAUAUUCGAAAAUAGACCUAAACUGCAUUGGUUUAUUUUCACCUGUAAAUUGAGAUCUUUGCGUGGUUGAAGUCUCUGCUGCAUUUCCAUUCUUGCUCUCACUGGAGUGUGCAUGUACAGGUUCAGUUCCUAGACGGUCUUGGGUCUCUGUUGUGAUUUCUCUUGGAAGGGUUUUAUGCUUGUAUAUGAACUGCACAUCAUCCAUGGUAGACGUGCUAAUGCCUUUCUAUGAGAAUUGCUUUGGCUAGGCGUAAUUUGUAAAUAAAAUCUAGAGUUUUUCUUUACGUGGAAAAUACAGUAGAUACCGUCAGAAAUUUGAAACACUUGGUUGAUGGUCAUGAUGUUGAGUCUUUAUGGUGCUCAAUAAUCUGGAAAACUUCAGCCUUGGGUGCAGACUCUGGCAAUCCUCAUAGACUAGGAACAAGCUUCGUCCACUGUCCAGGUGCUUUGUGGAUUUUGGAGUUCCCUCCAUUUUCAACUUUUUUUUUUCUUUCAUGCUUCUCCCUUUUUAAAUUUGUAGCCUUUACUUGUCGUAACACUUUUUACCCAGAGGUUCUGGUGCAUUACUCAUUUAAAGCAGUUUUCAUUG
Molecule: messenger RNA, 7274 nt
Organism: Papaver somniferum (opium poppy)
Lineage: Eukaryota; Viridiplantae; Streptophyta; Magnoliopsida; Ranunculales; Papaveraceae
Product: E3 ubiquitin-protein ligase PRT6-like
Exons: 19
Coding region: 277-6486 (2069 amino acids)
Biological process (GO): protein ubiquitination; ubiquitin-dependent protein catabolic process via the N-end rule pathway
Cellular component (GO): cytoplasm; ubiquitin ligase complex
Molecular function (GO): zinc ion binding; ubiquitin protein ligase activity
Source: RefSeq, a predicted model, not a curated record